Molecule: messenger RNA, 822 nt
Organism: Prorocentrum cordatum
Lineage: Eukaryota; Dinophyceae; Prorocentrales; Prorocentraceae
Source: the annotation of a GenBank genome assembly
AGGCCCGGUGGCGCGAAGGGCACGCUCGGCGGGAGGUGAGGAGCGAUGCGGUAGUCUGUUCGGGCGGCCGCCGACGAUGCAGGUCACCCAGCUGAAUGACGUCAAGGUGUACAACCUGUCGGCGGGGAAAUCGUUGCCACAGUUCCUCGAGGAGGCCCAGAAAAAGAAGCAGUCCCUGAGGUACGAUCAGGACUUCAGGAGGCGCAUCGACCUCAUCCAGGACUUCGAGUUCAACGUCGCUUCCAACCGCGUCCGCGUCUCUCCGAACGGCGAGUACAUCGCUGCGGCUGGCAUCUACGCUCCAGAGGUGAAGAUCUUCGAGACCCGGGAGCUGGGCCUGAAGUGUUCCCGAGGUCUCAACUCGGAGGUGGUAGACUUCCUCUUCCUCUCGGAAGAUCUGAUGGGCUUCGCCUUCCGCCGCCAGCCUUCCCGGACGGAGGCCGCGCUCGGCGGGCUCGACGACCCUCUGCGGACCGCGUCCACUGUGCAGUUGAUUCGCAAUUUCGGCUCUUUCCUAGAUAUUCCCAGCCCUGCUCGCCCGCGCGGGAGCCUGCCCGUCGAGGCCCUCGCGCUGGUCGCUCCGUGUCGGGCCGUGGCGAAGCGUGCAGGGGCUCGCGUGCCGCCGUCCGUCGCCGCUGUCUUGGUGGAGGCGGCUGUCCGUGGCGCUGUCCUAGGAAGCGCCCCGCGUCGCACCGUCGCCGCGGUGGCCCGGUCCGCCGUCUCGGUCGCGCUGUUCCAGCAGCGUGCCGAGGCGUUCAACAUGAACGUCGACGACGACGUCGACGACGAGUUGGCCGACGGCCUGGUGAAGCGCGCGUCGCG